Kwoniella mangroviensis CBS 8507 is the source of this 735-nucleotide messenger RNA. RefSeq lists its product as uncharacterized. The transcript is spliced from 3 exons. Gene Ontology annotation, cellular component: intracellular anatomical structure. The record is from RefSeq and is a predicted model, not a curated record. The coding region runs from base 1 to 735 and encodes 244 amino acids. Lineage: Eukaryota; Fungi; Basidiomycota; Tremellomycetes; Tremellales; Cryptococcaceae.
AUGUCCUCCAUCAGCCCGCCUUAUCCAUACCCCGUCACAAAUCCCGACCUUAUCAAGGCUCAUUCCCUUAUCAAGCAUUUCGAAGGUGGUUAUUUCGCCCAAACGGUCGGUCUAGAUUCAGUCUUACCUACAUCACCAACACCAACAUCCACCCAUGUUCCCAAGUCAGCUGCACUAAGAGGUCGAGAGCAGACUGCUUCUGGAUCUGCAACGGAAGUGCUCACACCAGCACCUACGGCCGAGAUACAAGGCUCGGAGAGACGAACGGAUGCGACCCAAAUAUAUUAUCUUCUCACACCGGAGUCAUACAGGGGAAGGAUGCACAUGAACUUGCAUUCUACCUUUCAUCUCCAUCAUUCUGGUCGAGCUUUAUACACCCUUAUCAAACCUCCAUCUUCUCCCUCUGAAACACCUACGAUCCAUCGAGUCAUCCUUGGUCCAGACGUGACACAGGGUGAAGUCACACAGCUCUUCGUCCCCGGAGGAUGGUGGAAGGCGAGCGAAAUCCCAGAUGAAGAUCUGCUCUUGCUCGAUGCACCUGAUGCGAAAGAAGCAAAGUUGAAUGAGAGGAUUGGUUGUCUGAUCAGCGAGGUGGUCGUUCCCGGGUGGAAUCCUGACCAACAUCAAUUCAUUGACGAAGAUAAGCUCAAAACGAUGUGGGGAGGGAAAGCUGGAUGGGAUCAAUAUGUCAAAUACAUCAAAGCACCUGAAGGAUUAGAGUAUCCCGAUAAGUAG